This is a messenger RNA of Meloidogyne enterolobii, 864 nucleotides long. Lineage: Eukaryota; Metazoa; Nematoda; Chromadorea; Rhabditida; Meloidogynidae. The record is from the annotation of a GenBank genome assembly.
AUGGCAUUAUUCUAUGAAGCAACUACAAGUGGCCUCAAUUUCGACCGUUUUACCGAAGAUUUAUUUGGGGAUUCAACAAAAUUGCGUAUGAAACAAGCUUUUUGGUCAGCAAAACAAUUAUUGAGAGACAAAAUGGGUAAACGUGAAGAUGAACAUAUUUUGGCUGCAGAUGCUGAAUUGGAUUUAAAUUUACAACACUUUUAUCAAAUUAAAGAGAGCACAAAAAGGCUUCUGGAUUCUAAGAGUAAAUUACAUAGAGAGGAAUUCUAUGAGAGAGCUGUUUUAGAUUGUGCUCAAUCUGUUGAGGCAGUAGAAAAAGCAAGAUUGGAUUAUAGAGGUUCUUUACUAUGGAUGAAGAAAUGUAGCGAUGCUUUAGAUCCAGAAUUGAGAGAUUCUAAUGGACUGGAGGAUUUCCGAACCGUUCAAAAUGUUGUAAAAACAAAUAAGCAAAAAUUAGAUGUUCUAAAGGAAGAUAUUACAGUUAAAGUUGAUACAUUAAAGAAGGCUAGAAUAAAAUUAUUUGAUGAAAUAUUGAAUGAUUACAAGUCUGUCCUUUUCAAAUUUUAUGAAAAAACGGCUGAUGAAUUUACUGCUUGUACUGAAGAAAUGGCUGGAUUAGAAUCUUAUGAAAUUGAUGUACUUAAAAUUUUAAAUGAUCCAAUAAAAGUUGCAGAAGAAAAACAAAAAGAAAGAAAAGAAGAAAUUGAAGGGAAAAAUUCUAAUUGGAAAUUUUCAUCUAGCGAAAGGAUACCCAGAAAUCAAUUAAAUUGUAGAAGAAGAAUGGAAUCAGAAAAUAAUGAAAGGUUUUUUAAUUAUGUAAAUAGAUAUUUUUCCUGUAUUGUUUGUCCCCUGACUUUUUGGUAA